Molecule: messenger RNA, 1047 nt
Organism: Aspergillus calidoustus
Lineage: Eukaryota; Fungi; Ascomycota; Eurotiomycetes; Eurotiales; Aspergillaceae
Source: the annotation of a GenBank genome assembly
AUGCAGCAGCCGACUCAGCGCCAGCACAGUUCUGGCUCGCUCGAUGCCUUUGACCCGGUUAUGGUGACGCCUGUUAUUGGCAAUGAGUUUACCAAGGGCUCCUGCAAUAUCGUGGACGAUAUCCUAAAGCAUCCCAAUGCGGACCAGCGGAUUCGCGACCUGGCGAUCAUGGUCGCCGAGCGGGGGGUUGUCUUCUUUCGCGCACAAGACAACCUCACCAACAACCUGCAAAAAGAGCUCAUCGUGCGCAUGGGCGAGUUAACUGGCCGACCACGCACCCACGGCCUGCACAUCCACCCGGUCACCAACGAUGCCCGCGAAUUCGGGGACCCAGACCCACAAAUUAGCACCAUCAACUCGGAGGGCCGCAAGACCCUUUACAAAGGCUCUGAUUAUACCCGGAUGGCAGCCGUGUGGCACAGCGAUAUCUCGUUUGAAAAGGCCCCAGCGGACUUUUCUAGUCUGCGCCUAGUCCAGCUGCCCAAGACUGGCGGUGACACGCUGUGGGCGUCCGGGUAUGAGAUUUACGAUCGAAUCAGUAAGCCGUACCGAGCGUUCCUGGAAACUUUGACGGCCACGCACGCGGGAGUCGGCUUCCAGAGGUUGGCGCAGACAGGGAAGUUUCAGUUGUAUGAGAAGGAGCGGGGGGCUCCUGUCAAUGUUGGAGGGGAUCUCUCGGCUGUUCACCCAGUCGUGAGGACGAAUCCGAUUACAGGAUGGAAAUCGAUUUUCCCGAUUGGCUCUUUUCCCACACAGGUUGAUGGGCUGACUCGCAAGGAGAGCGCCAACCUGCUGCAGUGGUUCCAUGAUAUGAUUACCCACGGACAUGACCUUCAGGUCCGAUUCAAAUGGAAUAGUCCUAAUGACAUUGCAAUCUGGGACAAUCGCAGCGUAUUCCAUACCGCGACCGGCGACCACGAAGGGUUCGGUCCUCGAAGUGGGAAUCGUGCAGUGGGCGUGGGGGAGAUUCCGUAUUUUGACCCAGGAAGCAAAUCGCGUAGGCAGGACUUGGGCAUUGAGGAUACUCUUGCUCCCUGUCAUUGGUAG